Messenger RNA from Scheffersomyces stipitis CBS 6054, 263 nucleotides. RefSeq lists its product as uncharacterized. The annotation marks the transcript as partial. The record is from RefSeq and is a predicted model, not a curated record. The transcript has a single exon. NCBI's taxonomy places the organism in Eukaryota, Fungi, Ascomycota, Pichiomycetes, Serinales, Debaryomycetaceae.
AUUGCCCAACUUCCAACUCCUAUUCUUAACAACGGGCUGUUUAUUAACUAUCUGACGCUUCUGGCUAAUUCGCUGCUUCUUAACAACUCGCCAAUCCAAGAGACCACGGCUCUCGAGCUUCCGAAACAGCGAUCGCCCAAAACGAGGCUAAACUACAAUAACACUCAGAAUCUUAACCAAACCGUAAAUCAAAUCAAUAAUCAAAUUGGAAAUAGUGCAAAUUACCAGCAUAAUGAUCACCAGGAUCAAGUUUCAGUCGUCUC